Salmo salar (Atlantic salmon) is the source of this 4798-nucleotide messenger RNA. Lineage: Eukaryota; Metazoa; Chordata; Actinopteri; Salmoniformes; Salmonidae. The record is from RefSeq and is a predicted model, not a curated record.
CACCAAUAAGAUCAUUUCUCUUCAAUGUAAACGGAAGUGAACAGUGACAAAGAACAAUUUCCACGUUAACAUUGUUAUUUAGACGUGUAUUAACACCCUGGACCUCAAAAUAUGACUCGUUUAACUGUACAGCAUCACAUACUUACCCCAGGUAGUGUUUAAUUUGCGUUGGAGACAGGACUUGGUUGAUAUAUGUUAUAUAGGUAACGCUGCUGACGUUAGCUAACUGUAACGUUAUGAUUUUUCACACUCAAAUAGCCUCCAUCAUGGAGGUGCUAGCGAAUGCAGCCGUGGCAGAGAUCUGUAAACUCGUAGACGACGACUAUGCAGUGUUUCGUUUGGAAAUAAGUCAAAGCCAGAAAGAAAACGUCGCAUUGCGGAGGAAACUACAGCUACUGGAACUGAAGGUGUCACGGGAGCGCGUCCUCGCCAGUCGUCCCAGAAGUGUCAAGAUCCUCGACCGAUACAGAGGAAUGGCAAGAGGUGAAGGACAUCUCACUGGAGCCUACAGGAGCUUUGGGAAGCCAGCUGGACACAACACAUGGAGAGAUGAUCAACCAAUCACUGUUGAUGAGGAGAGUGGAACCUCAACCCAGCAUGUUAUCAUGAUAGAGUCUGCAGAUGUAGAGGCGGCAGGUCCUGGAGGAUCGUCUCUGGUCAAGCAGGAGAGGACUGAAGGAGAGGUGGACCCACGACACAGCAGAGACACCCAGACUGGAGCAGCGGCUGUAGUGGCGCCCCUUCUUGCCAUGGAGGACCACGCAACCGCCCUGCAGCCCAGGACCCGACGCAGCAUCACAGAGGUCAAUGGAAUGCUGAAUGCCAUCGUCAAGUCAGACACAGAGACUUUAACUGUAACACAAAGGCUCUUACACACAGGAUCUGACCACAGAUCAGACCCAGAGAGUCUGGGGCCGGGUCCACUGGGCUGUCCUCCUGCUCCCGGCUCAGAGUAUUUACAUUACGGUAACCCAAGCCCAAAGACGGCUCAUUCCCAUCGGGACUCAGGUGACGCAUUAGAGACUGGCAAUGAUUCGUCUUGUUCUUACACUACAGAGAUGGACCCUUGCAACAUGCCCUUGGGUUUAGAGACACAGACUGAUCUGUCUAGAGGGAACUGGAACCGGUACAGUAGUAGUGUAUACUCCGAAAGGUGCUUAGAUAAGAAAGGGGAGGGUUUGGUUGUAGAUGAAGUGACUGUGAAAGUGGAGGGCGACAUUUCUCCCACAUGGAAUGCAGAUAGUCACCUAAGAGACGGACACUCACAGGGAAGAGAUUUCUUAGAUGACAGGGAAUGCUUAGAAACUAAUCCAAAUGUCACAACCCACUCCCCUUUACUCGUGCUCAGAGAUCGCGACUUAGUGUCCUCAUCGAUGGGGCCUUCCGAUUCACACAACUGCCUUUUUGAUCAGGUAUUGAACUCAAAUGACAGGGCUACAACCCAGGCUAUGGGAGGGGGAGCCACAUCAGGCAAUAGUAAAGAGAAACGGUUCCUCUGCAUGUUCUGUAACAAAGGCUUCAGCUGCCCCCAGAAAGUGAAGAUCCACCAGAGGGUCCACACAGGGGAGAAACGCUUCAGCUGUACCCAGUGUCACAUGCGCUUCGCCCAGGCUGGUGACCUAAAGAGGCACCAGAGGGUCCACACAGGGGUGAAACCCUUCAGCUGUACCCAGUGUCAUAUGCGCUUCGCCCAGGCUGGCCACCUGAAGAGGCACCAGAGGGUCCACACAGGGGAGAAACCCUACAGCUGCCCCCAGUGUGAGAAGAGGUUCUCCCGUCAGGACCAGCUGAAGAUGCACCUGAAGGUCCACAUGGGAGAAAAGCUGUUAGCUUGUACGCACUGAGCUACCUCAGGAUACACCAGCAGAAAAACCAUUCCACUAUAUAACAUAGAAAGUAACCGUUCUACUCUACAGCUUCUGACGUUUAGAUCAAACCCUGCAUUAAAGGCAGAGAUUAAUUUUCGUUGUUGUCCGCAGAAAAGAUCGACAGACGCGUUUGGAAUAACGAGAGUAACAUAUUUCAGUGUUGAAUAUUCCUGGGUAGAAUAUUGCAUCCAGACAUUGUGUGAUAUAUAAGGCAUAUAUAAGCCUAGAAAGUAAAAUCAAAUUGUAUUUGUCACAUGCUUUGUAAACAACAGACUAACAGUGAAAUACUUACUUACGGGUCCUUUUCCAACAAUGCCGAGUUAAUGAUAAAGAUGAAAAAAAUAGUAAGUAAUAUGAGUAAAAAAUAGACAGAGAAUAACAAUGCCGAGUUAAUGAUAAAGAUUAAAAAAAUAGUAAGUAAUAUGAGUAAAAAAUAGACAGAGAAUAACAAUGACGAGUUAAAACAACAUGGCUAUAUACAGGGAGUGCCAGUACCGAGUCGAUGUGCAGGGGUAUGAGGUAACCGAGGUAGCUAUGUACAUAUAGAUAGGUACUAGGCCUUACAAAAAAUGGUAUGUGUGGGGUACAGAGAUGGUGGUCAUUUAAAAAUCAUGUUAAACACUAAUAUUGCACACAGUGUCUAUGCUACUUAUUGUGUGACUUGUUAAGCACAUUGUUUUUGUCCUGAACUUAUUUAGGCUUGCCAUUUCUUAAACAUUUCUAAAAACAUGAUACCAGUUGCGAUACCAAGCGGUGAUGCAGCCAGUUAAGAUGCUCUCGAUGGUGUAGAACUGAGGGCCCAUGCCAAAUCUUUUCAGCCUCCUUAGGGUGAAGAGGCAUUGUCAUGCCCCCUUCACAACUGUGUUGGUGUGUUUGGACCAUGAUAGAUCCUUUGUGAUUUGGACACCGAGGAACUUGAAGCUCUUGACCUGCUCCACUACAGCCCCAUUGAUGUGAAUGAGGGCUUGCUCGGCAAUCUGUUUCCUGUAGUCCACGAUCAGCUCCUUUGUCUUGCCCACGUUGAGGGAGAGGUUGUUGUCCUGGCACGACACUGCCAGGUCUAUGACCUCCCUAUAGGCCACCUUCGUGUUGUCAGCAAACUUAAUGAGGAUGUUGGAGUAGUGCACGGCAGUUGUGGGUGAACAGGGAGUAAAGGAGGGGACUAAGCACACACCCCUGAGGGGCCCCCAUGCUGAGAUCAGUGUGGCGAAUGUGUUGUUGCCUACCUUUCUGGUUGGGAUACGCAUGUAUGGUCACUGUGGGGACGACGUCGUUGGUGCACUUAUUAAUGAAGCGGGUGAUCAAUGUGGUAAACUCUUCAAACAGUCCUGUAGGUUAGCAUCCGCUUCAUUGGACCACUUCCGGGACCACUUGCACUGGUACUUCCCGUUUGAGUUUUUGCUUGUAAGCUGGAAUCAUGAGGAUAGCGUUAUGGUCAGAUUUGCCAAAUGGAGGAUGAGGUAGAGUUUUGAUGCGUUUCUGUGUGUGGAGUAAAGCUGAUGUAGAGUUUUUUUUUUCGCCUCUAGUUGCACAUGCUGGUAGAAAUGAGGUAAAACGGAAUUCAGUUUCACUGCAUUAAAAUCACCGGCCACUAGGAGCGCUGCUUAUGGCCCUAUACAGUGUGCAUAGGUUUGUACUUGUAAAUAGACAGCUAUGAAAAAUACAGAUGGAAAUUCUCUUAGUAAAUAGUAUUUUCUACAGCUUAUCAUGUGGUAUUCUAGCUCAGGCGAGCAGAACCUUGAGACUUCCUUAAUAUUAGUGAUCACGCAUCAGCUGUUGUUAACCCUAAGCUGCUGUUCUGUCUUGCUGAUGCAUAGAAAAACCAGCCAGAUGUAUAUUAUCCAUGUCCUUGUUCAGCCAGGACUCAGAGAAACAUAGGAUAUUACAGUUCUUCAGGUCCCGUUGAUAGGAUAGUCUCAAACAGAGCUCGUCCAGUUUGUACUCCAGUGAUUGUACGUUCGCCAAUAGAACGGAGAGUAAAUGCAUUUUUUUCACUCAGCGACGCAGUUUUGUCAGGGUGCCCGCAAGUCAGCCUCACUUUCACCGCCGCCUCUUUCUCCUCGCAGUCUCUGUUUCACGGAAACAUGGCUCUCUGUCGGUACAGCCACCAGGAUUCUUUGUGCGUCGCUCCGACAGGAAUUAACAUCUCUCCGGGAAGAAGAAGGGCGGUGGUGUAUGUUUCAUGAUUAACGAUUGGUGUAAUUGUGACAACAUACAGGAACUCAAGUCCUUCUGUUCACCUGACCUAGAAUUCCUUACAAUCAAAUGCCGACCGUAUUAUCUCCCAAGAGAAUUCUCAUCGGUUAUUGUCACAGCCCUGUAUAUCCCCCCUCAAGCCGAUACCACGACAGCACUCAAGGAACUCCACUGGACUCUAUGCAAACUGGAAACCAUAUAUCCUGAGGCUGCAUUUAUUGUAGCUGGGGAUUUUAACAAAGCAAAUUUGAGAACAAGGCUAUCAGCAUAUUGAUUGUAGUACCCGGGCUGGCAAAACACUGGAUCACUGCUACUCUUACUUCCGGGAUGCAAACAAGGCCCUCCGUUCGGCAAAUCUGACUAUGACUCCAUUUUGCUUCUCCUCUCCUAUCGGCAGAAACUCAAACAGGAUGCACCUGUGACAAGGACCAUUCAACGCUGGUCUGAACAAUCGGAAUCCACACUUCAAGAUUGUUUUGAUCAUGCGGACUGGGACAUGUUCCGGGAAGCCUCAGAGAAUAAUAUUGAUUUAAACGUUGAUUCGGUGAUUGAGUUUAUAAGGAAGUGCAUAGGAGAUGUUGUACCCAUUGUGACUAUUAAAACCUACCUUAACCAGAAACCGUGGAUAGAUGGCGGCAUUCGUGCAAAACUGAAAGCGCGAACCACCGCAUUUAACAAUGGAAAGAUGACCGGGAAUAUGGCCGAAUACAAACAGUGUAGUUAUUCCCUCCACA